AUGGCAGGGAGCUCUCUGAAAACUCUUACCCAAAUUGGUCGCUCGCUCCCGGCUCUACGGCACUACGUUGUUGAUUUCCAGACAUCUGCUCCGUUAUUGCCGUCGCAUAUCCCUCUCAAUUUGGAAACUCUAAUCCUUGGGCUAAACCACCCAGUCGCAUCACUCGAACAUUGGCCUCCUCUUAGGCUUCGUCACGUUUGCCUAAAACAUGACCUCUGGAAUACUACAGAAGUAAAAUCUUUUAACAAUUUCUGUAGGGAUUUCAUUCAAGUGGCAGGCAAAGAGUUGAGAUCUCUCUAUUUUUUUGGUCUACAAUUAGAGCCGGGCCUACAGCAGGACAUCUGGUCUCUAUGUCCCAAUUGGAACUUCUCUAUAUGGCAACCUGGAUUUUAUAAUGUUCUCGAGCUCGAUGUACCCGAUUGGCCAAAUAUUCGUACAAUUCGAAUGGGCCACAUUUGGUCUGGCAGCAGUGGCCUCAAAGUGAAAGGUGUCGGUCCUGAAAAACGUCUUGAGGAUGCUGCAGGGGAGUCCUUUGUGGAAUAUCAAUUCAGAAUGUCUUUAAGGGAAGACGAACAGUCGAGGAUCUAA
Molecule: messenger RNA, 588 nt
Organism: Acaulospora colombiana
Lineage: Eukaryota; Fungi; Glomeromycota; Glomeromycetes; Diversisporales; Acaulosporaceae
Source: the annotation of a GenBank genome assembly